ACUAAAUUGACCGGUCUACUGCUUUUGUAACUGUGUUCUCUACUUACGACUUUUACCGCUAUCCACAACUACGGUUCUAUAGCUUUUUGCAGAGAGACCAUUAUUUCACGUGAAUGAGGCUCUGCUACUAGUUGUAAUUACGGGUUACUGCCAGUGAUGAGCUAGUAAUUACUGCAUGUGGGUUUUCUCUACGGCCGUAAUACUGCAGUACUUUACCGGUUCUUAUUACCCAAACUGAUACUACCACAUAACUUGUCUCGAACACAUCCUCCGCCCCUAGGGUCUCCUCGAGCCGAAGCAUACCGCGAUGGAGGGAGAUACGGAGAGAUUCUAGCAUAUACACACAUUUCUGGAUUUCCGGCAUAGUUAAACCCUGGUGUAUCUUGAGCUGGUAAAGAGAUGACUAUACAUGCUUAAGGUUACCGGGAGGUCAUGUGAUGUGUGAACUUAGUUGAUUCGCAUAUUUAUUCUACAGUAGUACAUACCCUGUUUUAUAGUGCUUCAUGCCAUAUAGGCACCACUAGGCUACAGCUACCAAGAUAUAAUAAUGAGUUGUUACGCGGUUAGGUCACAUUGCAUCGAUGAGGAACGUGAUCAGAUGCUAGACGAUCAGAUGCUAGACCCUCAACACCACUAGCGUGCGUUAGCGUUGGAAGCAACCACUGGCUAUAUUGCAACGUUCCUCUUGCCCCUAAAUAUCGUCAACCCACCUCCUAGCAUCACCUAAUGUGCGAAUCUCCGUACGGUGGAUCUCAGAGUUCGAAAGCAAGCAGUCGACAUUGAAAGUUUAGCAGCCUCUGUUGGCUGUGAUGGCUACCACGGCCGACCUCAAUGACCUCCAGGCCGAAAGUCAAGGCAGUACUGCCAGGAUGGUGCGUGCAAGGCAGCACCAACAGCAACCAGUGCGCAACGGAAUUGUCCGCGCAUGUAUAGCUUGUCGACAGAUGAAGAUGAAAUGUGUUGGCGCUGAUAACCCACCCUGCGCCAAGUGUAUCAAGGCAGGCAGAAUAUGUCAACCCCAAUUGCCUGCACAUGAUCCCUACCAAUAUGGUCAACCUCAUCCUCAAGCUCAUUCACAUUCACCGCGUCAUAUAAGUCGUAGGUUAUCGAGCAAUUCAGCUUAUGAGUUAGAGCGCCCCAUAAGGGGCCAUGGCAUGGUCGACACGAUCCCCCGACCAACCACCCAAACACUCCAGAAUCAGCUACCACACUCUCUCUUUGCCCAAAGAAGGGGAAGCCAUGCGGGUCUCCCAUCAAUAUUUUCUACGCCGCCAGUAGAUGUACUGAACAAUUCAAGUCCUCAGACGUCUGCUCCAACUCUGCCUACUGAAACUCCGAAAAAGCGAAAGAGAUCUGAGGUGACAAGCGAGGGGCUGGAACUACCCUUGCCAAAUAUCCGGCUAUCCGAGGAGCAGAUUGCGCUUCCGUGGCAAGAUAUACGGGACAUGAUCAUCAUGUUCCGGGAAAAACUUCUUCCGUUCAUACCAGCACUCCUUCCAAAAGAUUUCCAGGAUAUAGGCGUCCUUAUUGAGACAGAACUCAGUCUCGCUUACUCCAUCUGUUACGUCACAGCACGCUUUCUGCCCGGUGGUAAAGCCAUCCAGGAAAUUUUGCUACCUCGUCUCUUGCAGUUUCUAACAAGGAUCGUAACAAGUAGUGGCAGUAGAGCUAGUGAGAUUUCUACCUUCAAGGCUGUACUUAUCCUAUACGUACAUGCGAAUUGCUCGCCCUCCACCUCUCAGCUGGCACAACAAAAUCGUACUGGGCAAAUAUUAUACUGGCCUCUCAAGUCACUCAUGGAAGUCUGUGCAUCACGACUGUCGUUGCACAGUUCGAUACAGGAUCUAAAAAUGGAGCUACGGGCGACGACGUCGGAUACAAUAGUUGACUCGCCAAGUUUCCAGCGAUAUAUGUAUUGGCUUCAAUUGUUCAUCAUGUCACACUAUGCUUCUAUAAUUAGUGGGACACCUCCGAGUAUUCGAAUAGACUCGACCAUUCGUGCAGCACCAGCACUAUUACAAGAAAUUGGACCGAACUCACAGAUGAGGCUAUUUGGCGAGGUUGAGCUCUGUCUCAUAUGGGAAAAGGCAAGCGCAGAGCAAAAGCAGUUGGGUGAAUGGUGGUGUCUCCCGGAUCCGACUGAUGACAUAGAUGACAUUGCAACGGAGGCAAUCUUAACAGAGGCUGGCAACGCAAUUGAUGCGUGGUAUGAUAAAUGGGGAAGCUUCAUUCGUAAUGGUUAGCACACUCCUCUAGCACCCUCUAUGAUACUCAUACUGGACAUCAGAUGAUGGCGUCGGAGCGGUUCUUGACCUGCUUGGUCGCUACGCCCGCUUUUGCAUUAGCAACUUCGUAGUGCGCUGCCUUCCAAAUUCAUAUCAUGGUCUAUCAUCCCGACAGAAAGACCGCGUACGGGGUUGCGUAGCAUGCGCGAACCACGUCCUCAACUGGCCGCUCAACCUGCGUCCAAUCCAGAAAGAAAAACUACGCUACGUCUCCGAUUCGGGUAGUAUCAUGCUCAAGUUUUCUGCCUUGUUUAUCAUUGCAGGUUGUCAAACUUUUUCGUCCUGUAUUCCUAAUGUCUCCCAAUGUCUUGAGAACGUCAGGGCCGUUGGGCAGCUGAUAAUUGACCUGGCAGGAGAUCAGAAUUCCAACGCACAUACUCACGGCAAUCUGAUAAUUGAUCGUGCAAAGGCGUUGAGUUUGAGUUUGGAGCAGAGCGAUUCCCAGGAGACAUUCACUGGGCCAACUUCGGAGAAUGAGCAGCUCAUAGCUGAUCUAGAACCUCAGACGGAUGAGAUCUCUGAUAUAUUAAACGCGAGCUUUAAUGGUAGUGAAGC
This is a messenger RNA of Pseudogymnoascus verrucosus, 2840 nucleotides long. RefSeq lists its product as uncharacterized. The record is from RefSeq and is a predicted model, not a curated record. Bases 810 to 2243 code for a protein of 477 amino acids. Gene Ontology annotation, molecular function: zinc ion binding; DNA-binding transcription factor activity, RNA polymerase II-specific; transcription cis-regulatory region binding. The transcript is spliced from 5 exons. Gene Ontology annotation, biological process: regulation of DNA-templated transcription. Lineage: Eukaryota; Fungi; Ascomycota; Leotiomycetes; Thelebolales; Thelebolaceae. Gene Ontology annotation, cellular component: nucleus.